AUGUGCGAUACAUUCCGUGUGUUUUGUAUCACAAGGAUAUCGCAGGUUGGGACACCUGGGCAGCGUCCAGGCCCAUCAGGCAGCAUCCCAGUUACCAUCUCUACAGCAUUCCAGCCUAACGUGCACGUCGACAAUCUGCGUCCCGAUAUCGUGCUCACGUCGUCCGACAACGUGUUCUUCUACGUGUGUCUCCAUCGCCUCCUCGCCGCAUCCGACAACGGCUUCAACUCCCUCUUACCCCCACCCUCCGUAUCCGACGAAUUCACCCCCGUGAUCGAUCUUCCCGAGUCGGCUGACGUGCUCAAUGUCGUGCUGCACAGUAUUCACAACUGGGACGCCAGCUGCUUCGCGCCUUCUUAUGAGACGCUCUCUGCGGCUAUCGCUGCGCUCGUGAGGUACGGUAUGCAGCCCAAGCGCAUGAUCUUACCCACCACAUCGCUUUUCUCACUCCUACUUGCACAAGCCCCACUCCAACCGAUUGAUGCAUACGCUCUCGCCGCCUCGUAUGAUCUGGAGGAGCUGGCAGUGGCCAUCUCUCCACAUCUCCUCGCAUACCAGCUUCCCUCCUUAACCGACGAGGUAUCGAAGCGCAUCGGAGCCGUCUAUCUAAAACGGCUGUUUUUUCUACACAACGGCCGCAUGGACGCACUCGGACGGCUGCUCUUGCAUCCACCCCAACCGCACCCGGAGACCCCUGAAUGCGAUAACGAACAGCAACGGAAGUUGAUGCGAGCAUGGGCUCUUGCAUCUGCGCACUUGGUAUGGGACGCGAGACCAGGUGAGCCUACAACGUCUUGUGCGGUGCUCACUGUCUAA
Postia placenta MAD-698-R-SB12 is the source of this 816-nucleotide messenger RNA. RefSeq lists its product as hypothetical. The record is from RefSeq and is a predicted model, not a curated record. The transcript has a single exon. Bases 1 to 816 code for a protein of 271 amino acids. NCBI's taxonomy places the organism in Eukaryota, Fungi, Basidiomycota, Agaricomycetes, Polyporales, Adustoporiaceae.